Molecule: messenger RNA, 1563 nt
Organism: Gryllus bimaculatus (two-spotted cricket)
Lineage: Eukaryota; Metazoa; Arthropoda; Insecta; Orthoptera; Gryllidae
Source: the annotation of a GenBank genome assembly
AUGGCUCACCGGACGCGCGGGCCUCCAGAGCUAUGCUCCAGACGCCGCUCCUCCGCCGCCGCCAGAGCUGCUAACUCCGGAGGCCGCUCUUCACCGCCCUGCCCGCCCGCUGAGCCCCUCGCCGCCCCGCCCGCGCCGCCCGCGCCAUCCAACUUCUUCCCGAAAGUCGUUGUCGCUGCCGCCGCGGCCGCCGCCACAGCGAUGUUGGACAAGAUCGAGCCGCCCAGACCCUACACUUGGCGGUCGUCCGCGGACCAGACGACGACGGAUUCCGGCAGCGAGUCGCACCCCCUCAUGUCAUCGGACGCCAGUCGCCGAAGCUUCGGGGCGACGUGUAUGUUCCCGGAUUCCGAAACCAGCGACUUCGAGGCGACAGCCCCGUCGACGCAGGCGCCCCGGGAGCCAACGCCCACCCCCGCGGCCCGCGCUGCCAACCCCCGGCAGCUGGCGUCGGCGCGGCGUCCUUUCAGUUAUCAGAACCAUCAAGAUCAGCUUGCUGACGCCACAUACAAUCGUUUUCACUAUUACAAUAAACUUCGAUCAUAUGCUCCAUAUGAAGAUUCCACGUUGAUGAUUCCUGACCAUGUCAUUCCAUUACCUGUAUUCAUUCCCUUCAUCCCUGGCCAAGAACGUAAUACACAGAAACAGAGUAGCUUGGUGACCAUUUUUGCAGUCUGGAAUACUGUUAUGGGAUCUUCUCUAUUAACUAUGCCUUGGGGUAUAGAACGAGCUGGUUUUGUCACCGGAAUAAUUCUCAUGGCAUUAAUGGGAGGUAUUUGUUUGUACACUACAUAUCGUCUUCUGGAAAUUAAUAAAAUUCAUGGUGCAGGAAUUGUUGAUGGUGAGGUGGCAGAUUUAUGUAAACUGUUGCUUGGCCGACCUGCAGAAAUUAUAGCAAAGUUCUUUUCUCUUAUUGUUUUACUUGGAGCCAAUAUUGUGUAUUGGAUUCUUAUGACAAAUUUUUUGUAUCAUUCAGUGGAUUAUAUUUAUGAAAGAGCUGCAGGAAUUCCAAUUGAACCAUUGAUAAUGAAUGACACAUUGAGUACAUUAGUAUUGUGUCCUCGUGAAAAAAAUAACACUAUUCCAGAAAAUAUUGUAGAGUCUGAAUCAAUAUAUUCCCAGGUUUGGAAUAUAAAUGUAACAGUUCCAGUAUUUCUUGUGUUAAUUAUUGGCCCACUUAUAAAUUUUAAGUCAGCUACAUUUUUUACCAAGUUCAAUUCAUUAGGAACAUUGUCAGUACUAUACCUAGUAUUGUUUGUGCUGAUCAAAGCAAUUAGCUGGGGAAUUAAUGUUGACUUCACAAACGUUUCGAGUCCUUUAUAUGCCCCAUCUUUUUUGCCAAGUUUUCCCGCUUUAUCUGGAAUGUUAGCUCUUUCAUUUUUUAUCCACAAUAUCAUUAUUUCAAUAAUGAGAAAUAACAGGAAUCAAGAAAAAAAUGGUCGAGAUCUUUCCAUUGCUUAUAUUUUAGUUACUUUAACAUACACAUUCAUCGGUGCUGUCUUUUACAUCAGUUUUCCACUCAAGAAAUCAUGCAUAAGUGAUGUAAGUAUGGAAAGAAAUUAA